AUGACGUUUCCAUGGAAACAGCUUCUACUGUUAUCAAUCAUCGACUGUCUGGCAGAUUGUCUAGACAGCGGAUCAUAUCAUGGUCCGAGAUGGCGGAUGGAGCCAGGUGACUUAUUUAUUCCUGUAGACUCCAUCGAGGAAGAGGCUACUCUGACUUGUGAUGCUAAGGGACCCACACCUCUUCAGUACAGAUGGUCAUUGAAUGGGACUCUCAUAAAUCUGGACCUGGAUCGCCGGCGGCGUCUGUCUGGGGGCAACCUCAUUAUAAGCAGUCUGGACCGUUACCAGGAUGUAGGGAUGUACCAGUGUAUGGCCUACAACACUGUAGGAGCAAUCCUCAGCAGGAGAGCGAGUCUGCAGUUUGCCUACUUAGAUCAUUUCAAAGUCCACACCAGAAGCGCGGUGUCAGUCCGAGAGGGACAAGGAGUGGUGUUGCUUUGUGGAACGCCCACUUCCUCAGGAGACCUUACUUAUGCAUGGGUCUUCAAUGAGUACCCGUACUUUGUUCAGCAAGACAAUCGACGUUUCGUCUCCCAGCAGACGGGGAACCUUUACAUCUCCAAGGUGGAGCCCUCUGAUGUGGGUAACUACACCUGUGUAGUAAUGAACAGCAUCACAAAGGGCAAAGUUCAUAGCUCACCUACGUCUCUGGUCCUCAGGACAGAUGGAGUGAUGGGUGAAUAUGAGCCGAAAAUAGAAGUUCAUUUCCCAGACAAUGUACCCUCAGCAAAAGGAUCAACAGUUACGCUGGAGUGUUUCGCCCUUGGGAACCCUGUACCAGAGAUCACCUGGAAGAGGGCAAACGGAGUUCCCUUCCCCAGCAAAGUCAAAAUGAAGUACUCCAACGCUGUGCUAGAGAUCCCCAGCUUCCAGCAGGAUGAUACAGGAGCGUACGAGUGUGUGGCCGAGAACAAGAUGGGCAAGAACACAGCCACUGGUCGGCUGGCAUUCUAUGCCAAGCCUCAAUGGAUCCAGACCAUGAAGGACACAGCCCUGGCCAUAGAGGAGAGACUAUACUGGGAGUGUCGAGCCAAUGGCAAGCCCAAACCUUCCUACAUGUGGCUGAAGAAUGGCCAACAGCUGCUCUCAGAGGACAGAAUCCGUGUGGAGGACGGAGUGCUGUCAGUGUCAGUGCUGACACUAUCUGACGCGGGCAUGUACCAGUGUGUGGCUGAGAAUAAACACGGUGUCAUAUAUUUUGCUGCUGAACUAAUGGUUUUAGCUUCUCCACCAGACUUCACAGGGAACGUCCUCAGAGCUUUGCUCAAAGCCAAGGCAGGAAGUACAGUGACUUUAGAGUGUAAACCCCAGGCCUAUCCUAUCGCCAGCAUUUUGUGGAAGAAAGGAAACCUGCCUAUCCACACCAAUGACAGGAUCACGCUUUCCCCAGAUGGAACGCUGAGGCUUGCCAAUGUGAGCAAGUCUGAUGCUGGCAGCUAUACGUGCUUUGCUAGGAAUAGAUUUGGCAUGUCUAGUACAACUGGAAGGCUCCUUGUUACCGAUCCAACCAGAAUCAUCCAGGGGCCAGUGGACAUGGAGAUCAUUGUGGGCGAGAGCAUCGUGUUACCCUGUCAGGUCAUUAGUGACCCCGUCCUUGAUGUUUCUUUCUCCUGGGCCUUCAAUGGACAGCUCAUCGCCAAGGGGGACGGUCACUUUGAGCUAGUGGGUGGGAGAACAGCAGGAGAUCUUAUGAUCAGGAACAUUCAGCUUUACCAUGAUGGCAAAUAUAUCUGUGUGGUGGACACGGAUGUGGAGAGCCUGUCAGCUGUAGCUGUAUUGAUUGUGAAAGGCGCCCCCAGCCCUCCAGACUCAGUGACAGUGGAGGAGGUGACAGACAGCACAGCCCAGCUGUCCUGGAGCCCCGGCAGAGACAACGGCAGCCCUAUCACCAAUUACCUCAUCCAAACCAGGACUCCUUUCACUGUGGGGUGGCAGAGGGUUAAUACAGUCCCAGAGAUAAUCGAUGGGAACACACUGACAGCUACUGUGGUGGACCUGAACGCCUGGGUGGAGUAUGAGUUUCGGGUUUUGGCCAAAAACAGUGUUGGGGUGGGAGAACCCAGCCCUGUGUCAGUCAAGACCAGGACAGAGGAUGCAGUUCCUGACGCAGCGCCAGGUGAUGUGGGUGGAGGAGGUGGAAGCAGAUCUGAACUGGUCAUCACAUGGGAGCCUGUCCCUGAAGAACUACAGAAUGGUGAAAGCUUUGGUUACAUCAUUGCUUUCCGCGCCUUUGGAGAAGUUAGUUGGACCCACGUGGCCACUUCUGCCCCCGGUGCAUCCCGCUAUGUGUACCGCAACGACAGCAUUGCGCCCUUCUCCCCAUUUCAUGUCAAGGUUGGCACUUACAACAGCAAAGGACAGGGUCCCUUCAGCCCAGUGGUCACCAUCUACUCUGCAGAGAUAGAGCCAAGUGGGAUGCCAGCGGGAGUUUGGGCCAGAAGUGUUUCAGCCUCUGAGAUUGAGGUGAAUUGGCAGGCUCUCUCCUUCACCCCUGAAAGGGUUCUGGGCUAUGAGGUGGUGUACUGGGAAGAUGACACCAAACCAGAGACCAUGGGGAAGGUUAGGGUGCCUUGGAACCAAACCUCAGUCACAGUCAGCGGCUUGACAGGAAACACACAGUAUUUCCUAACAGUCAGCGCCUUCAACACAGCAGGCACCGGCCCAUUCCUCCCUGCAAUCAAUGUCACCACAAAAAAGCCACCACCAGCCCAGCCACCGCUGAAUGUUGAAUGGACCCUUAAUGGCCCUCAGCUGUCUCUUUACUGGGAACCUGUGGUGGCGAUGGAAUCAGAGUCAGAAGUUACAGGAUACCAACUGUCAUACAGGAGACAGAGACACAAAGAGGUAAACACACUCACAACAACCAAUUCAACAGCAGACUUGACCCUCCCCGAGGACGACGAUGAGUACAUCAUCCUCAUUCAGACGCUGAGCGAAGGAGGGUUGGGCCCGUCCUCAGAUCCCAUACGAAUCCACCAACUCAGUAUGAGCGCCCGCGGCUCAAGAGCCUUGAGUGUGGACAGCUCCCCCCUCUUCCUGUUCCUCGCCAUCGCAAUAUCAACAUUCAGGUCAACUUCAUGA
Molecule: messenger RNA, 3081 nt
Organism: Scomber scombrus (Atlantic mackerel)
Lineage: Eukaryota; Metazoa; Chordata; Actinopteri; Scombriformes; Scombridae
Product: contactin-3-like
Exons: 22
Coding region: 1-3081 (1026 amino acids)
Biological process (GO): axon guidance; cell-cell adhesion
Cellular component (GO): plasma membrane; axon
Molecular function (GO): protein binding
Source: RefSeq, a predicted model, not a curated record